Lytechinus variegatus (green sea urchin) is the source of this 3820-nucleotide messenger RNA. RefSeq lists its product as uncharacterized. The record is from RefSeq and is a predicted model, not a curated record. Lineage: Eukaryota; Metazoa; Echinodermata; Echinoidea; Temnopleuroida; Toxopneustidae. Gene Ontology annotation, molecular function: carbohydrate binding. The transcript has 10 exons. Bases 193 to 2958 code for a protein of 921 amino acids. Gene Ontology annotation, biological process: biological process involved in interspecies interaction between organisms. Gene Ontology annotation, cellular component: external side of plasma membrane.
AAACAUGACGGUGUUUGUUACAAGAUGAGUAUGUCUCCUAUUCAUUAGACGAGCGUUUUAGUAACCGAAUUCAAUCUGGAAGUCACAAGUCGUACAUUUCAUGCAUUUUCUCAAGAUUAUUCAUCCCUGAAUUGUAAUACCGAAUAAAUACAUCUACUGUCUAUUUUACAAAGGCUUGUCAACGAAUUGACUAUGGAUUGUUUUAAUCACAAGAGAGUCGAUUGGAUGUUUUUCUUAUUUACAAUAAUGAUUCCACGUGAAGGCCAGGCGUGUAGUACAACAACCGGAAUAACAUCGCCAUGGGAAUGUGGUACAAAACCAACUCACAUCUGCCAGGCCAGCACCCAUUACGAAGAUCUCAUACUAUCUAACCAUACCUUGUGGGCUUGCCUAAAUAAUGGGGUUACUUCUAUUCGCUGCACCCCUAAUUGCUGUGCCAACGAUAACAUCAUCGAAGGAGGGAUUGUUCUGAUGCCAGGAAUCAGAACGGAAGUUGCCUGCUCCAUGUCGACACCUAACCCAACAUCACCGUACAAACACACCUUGGGCAUCCUUGGCCCUCCCGGUUCAAGAGUUCUUGUAUCGAUACGUGGAGGUGACCCUUACAACGUCAUCAGAGCAACCGAUGGGCAGAACAUUGACCAUGCUUAUUUCUUCAACACUGACGGUUUCGUCGCAGAGGGAGAUUAUUUCUUGUCCGAAUCAAAUGAAGUAAAUCUUCAAGCUAUUCUCACCAAUUCUGCUCAGGCUCCAGAUGUUGUCGUCAUAUCUCAGUCUUUCGAUAUCAUCGAUACCAUUACGGCGCCCCCUACGUCCCUGCUAUGUGUGGUUUCUCCUCCUGUUACUGGUCUAAAUCAAUGGCAUACUGCAUGUGAAGAUGGCUCGCAUAGUUCCGACGACUCAUGCUACAAAUUCAGCAGUGAUAAUAUGGAUUUCCAACGUGCUAGGGAGAACUGCGAAGCAAUGGGAUACCAUCUCGUCUACAUCACCACCAGCGAGGAACAGGAUUUCUUGGUUUCCUUUCUGGUAACUCGUUCACCACGCGAGCACUGGAUCGGUAUCGAGAGGGAUUCCAAUGGCGAUCCGGUCUGGAUGGAUGGAUCACCCAUCACAUAUUCUUGUUUUGGAGCCAACGAUGGGGGUCGAGAUUGUUUCCAAAUUCGCCAGCAGGAAAACUACGCUUGGGAAGAUCAUCAGUGUGAUCACAGACAUGCUUUUAUCUGCGAAAGAGAGUUAGGUUAUCAUGGUUAUAGUGCGAGCGAUGGAGGCUGUGUUUCAUAUGGAGGUACUCUGCCAGCGACCAUUGGUGCUGAGGGCGCUAUCCUACUCAAAUUCAGCUACACAAUCAAGACCAACCAGGUUCUGCCGUCAAUAUCAGGACUGCAGAGAACUACGUCAGUAUCGUCCGGAAACUGUGUCACUACCUGCCAAGCAACAAACGAGCCAUUUGUGUCCCAAAAUGGUCUUCAACUUAAAAUAUCUUGCAGUUCAAGUUUUGCUUCAUCAAGGUCCUGGACGGUAACAUUCCAAGCAAGAGGAGCAGGAAUGGUCCAGAUUAGUGACUUUCAGCUUCUAAUCUACAACGAAACAGAAUCUCCUCCUUCUUCAACGCCUUCAACAAGGUUGUAUACUACAAGGACAAGACGGAUUUAUACCGGUCGCGAUGUACCUGAUGGAAAUAUGCCUACUACAUCAACUACAAAAACCAACAGUACCAGUCCUAUGCCUUCCAAUUUGUCUACUCCCGAACAUACUACGGCAAGUCCAGUUGAUGUAUCACCAAAAGGUUCAAGCAGUAUAUUAUACAUCGCAGUACCUCUUCUUUUAGCGUUCAUCCUCAUAUUUAUGAUAAUAGGAGCCGUGUGGUUCGUGAAGAAAAGACGGUCAUCAUCAGCUGACCAUAAGUCAUCAUCAGCUCACCAAUCCGUGGAAGUCCGUGAAAUUCAUACUUAUAGCAAUGACGAGCACGAAUAUACCACAAGCAUGGAUUCCGUAAAGAGAUCAUCAAAUCAAGCCAACUAUUCAGAGGUUCUCGACGAUGUUAACCAGCACGAAUACACCGAGAUGCCUUCCGGUGGGUCCUCCAAGCCUGGAAACCGGGCGAUUUACAACGAGGUCGGGGAUGAAGAAUAUAACGUCCUGUUCGGUGGCAAGGAGACGAAGGACUACCAUGUGUACAACAUGCCAGGCUCUGUAAAAAGGGAUUCAGGGGAUACGAACCCAGGCAGGAUGGACAAGAAAGGUGGUGGUCGAGAGAAUAGAAAGCAAUCUCAGGAGCUUGUAGAUGACAAAGGUAAUAAUACAAGGAUAUGUGAUAAUACCUACCAAGAUUUGGAUAACACUAACGAUGGACCCUAUCCUAUGUCUUUAAAAUUAUCUGCCGAUUCUGCUACCGAGUCAACCAAAGUCCCCUCACUCGGAUUACAAAGCACAACCAUAACUGAUCACACUUACCAAGAUUUACAUGAGACCGACGGAGAAGGUUAUACCCCCUUGAAUUUAACCAUCAAAUCUGGCUCUCAAUUGACCAAAACAACCAAGAGCGCACCUUUGAGAGGCUCAAACGCAACUGAACAAUCACCGCUUUCCGUUAACUGUCCUGUGAUUGAGACAGCGAAAAGAGAUGGAGACGGUCAGUCAUUUUUAUAUACCGACCCAUCGGAGUAUGAUGAUCCAAUAUUCAAACCUGAUGAUGAAUCAUACGACAAUCUCCAACACACACCGUUGACAGGGAUUUCAAAUAGCCAAUCAACAGCCAAAGAUUCAAUAGUUAUUGGGGAUGACGAAUAUUUAACACCCAAUGCCGGACAUACUUAUCAGACCUUAGGAGACUCUGUAACGACGGAACCAGACGGUGAGGGCGUCACCUACUCACACUUACAAAGGGGUGCACACAAGGACCCCUUGCCAGAUGAACGUUACGGAAAGCUUCACGAUAAGCAACGUAAAUCGCGCUAAUGAUAUAAAAUACUUUUGUAUCAUCACUCACUGGUCUGACUAGCUUCCUAUGGGGGCUGGAGCCCUUAUUUGCUAGAAUUCCUCUGAGUACUUAGCUGACCGGGCUCGCCCCUCAAAUCAUGAAAAUUGUAUGUGAAUGGAGCAGCAAGCUGGAGGGCACCAGGCCCCACCAUGAUGCAGCCAGUGGGUGGUGCAAAACUGUACUUAAGUAUAAACUUAAGAUCACUUUUUUUUACUCCAUUUACAUUUAUAUUUGUAGUUAUAUGUAUUUAUAUAAGGAACUGCUGCUGUCCCAGCGCCAUGAGCGUCUCUGGACGGACAUCACUAUUAUUAUCAUCAUCACUAUUAUAAAACUACAAAAAAGUGUUCGAGAUAUAAUCGAAAAGGGGACAGCAAAAGCUUUCGAACAUAAGUGAACAUCUUGCAUUGUAAACUUCAUUAUCGAGAAGCAAUUUAGACUUUUGUCGAAGCUCAAAGUCAGGGGUUUGUCAUUCUUAUACAUGUAUAAGCUUCAACCAUUUAAACGACUGUUCCAAUAAAUUGUUUGUACGCAAAAUCUUGCAAGAGUUUCAAAACAUUUAUUUACGGACACAUUCUUUCUGUAUUAAAAACAUAUGUCGGUGAUACAAGUUCUGAAUCAAUCAAAGUUGACGAAAUUUGUAUAUACAUUUUUAUCCGCCGAGAAAAAAGAACAUUUUGUUAUGAAUUGGUGCAUGGGUUUCACGGACGAGAGGGAUAUCUUUCCAUUAUCAUUUUUCUUUAAAUCUAAUAUAAUAUGGCAUCCCAGCUCAUCAGGGACAUCUGGGGCCCGUUGCAGAAAGAGUUGCAAUCAAUCGCAACUCAAAAAAUCAUGCGCAAGUUC